This is a messenger RNA of Laccaria bicolor S238N-H82, 1191 nucleotides long. RefSeq lists its product as uncharacterized. Gene Ontology annotation, cellular component: TRAMP complex; nucleolus. Gene Ontology annotation, biological process: RNA 3'-end processing. The annotation marks the transcript as partial. Gene Ontology annotation, molecular function: mRNA binding; poly(A) RNA polymerase activity. The record is from RefSeq and is a predicted model, not a curated record. The transcript has 5 exons. Lineage: Eukaryota; Fungi; Basidiomycota; Agaricomycetes; Agaricales; Hydnangiaceae.
GACCCUUUGAUAAACGGCUCUUUUGAAGAGGCUGUGGAUUUCAUACCAUUUACCUUCUCGGAUUCGGACGGAGAGUCAAGUCAUGACAAGGAGAAGGAUCGACAGAAUGAACGUGAGUGGGAUCGGGGCAAGAGGGAUCAGGGAAGGGACGACGUCAGACAUAGAACGAAGAGGAAGCAUGAUCUUCUGUUCGAUUUCGAUGACGGCUACGCCAAUAAGAAACAGCGGUUGGAUGCAUCGUCAAGGAAGGCUCCUUGGGUUACCGGGAUAGAUUGGGACAAGCACAAGAAUGUCGCCGAGAUGUUGCAUGCCGAAGUGAAGGCUUUUGUCCAUUGGAUAUCACCGUCGCCAGUAGAAGAUGAAGUUCGAGGUUUAAUUGUGACACAGAUUUCCAACACCGUGAAAGCCUCUUUUCCAGAUGCUCGAGUGCUACCGUUCGGAAGCUAUGAGACAAAAUUAUAUCUACCCCUAGGUGACAUUGACUUGGUAAUUUUAUCAGAUUCAAUGGCAUAUAGCAAUAAAGUCAAUGUACUUCAUGCCCUCGCCAACACAUUGAAACGCAGCGGGGUUACUUCGCAUGUCACUAUCAUCGCCAAAGCCAAAGUUCCCAUCGUCAAAUUCGUCACCACGCACGGCCGCUUCCAUGUCGACAUCAGCUUAAAUCAAAGCAAUGGCCUGCUAUCGGGGAAAAUUAUCAACGGGUUUCUGAAGGACAUGCACGGAAACGGCGCUGAAGGCAAAGGCAGCAUGGCCUUACGAAGUCUCGUCAUGGUUACGAAGGCGUUUUUGACUCAGCGAAGCAUGAAUGAAGUUUAUACAGGGGGUCUUGGGAGUUACAGCAUAGUUUGCCUGGCGGUCAGCUUCCUGCAGAUGCACCCCAAAAUACGGAACGGUGAAAUUGAUCCAGAGAAAAAUUUGGGCGUGUUAGCGAUGGAAUUUUUCGAGCUUUAUGGGUGCUAUUUCAAUUACGACGAAGUGGGCAUUUCGUUAAGGGACGGAGGGAUGUACUUCAGCAAACGGAAGAGAGGAUGGUACGAUUAUGACAGGCGGGGUAUCUUGUCUUUGGAAGACCCCGCUGACCCAUCCAACGACAUCUCCAAGGGCUCGUAUGGCUUCCACAAAGUUCGAACCGCUUUCGCUGGCGCUCAUGGGAUUCUUACUUCAACGGCGUAUCUACGAGCUGGUAUGAUU